AUGGCUCCUUCCUCCUCCCGCCCCCUGCGCCAGCGCCACCACCCGUCUCCCCUCCUCAUCCUCGUCGUCUCCGUCUCCGUCCUCCUCACCCCGCUUCCAAUCUCCGCCACCGCCGAUGGACUGCCGGAGCUGGGAGGAGGCGAUGGCCUGUACAGGGAGAUUCUCAGGGACGAGACCGUGCUGAGGCUCAAGGAGCUGGGCAAGAUAUCUGAUGGGGAGGGCUACCUUGAAAGGACGUUUCUGAGUCCAGCUUCUAUCAGAGCCACUGCUGUCAUCAUCAGCUGGAUGAAAGAUGCUGGACUUACGACGUGGGUUGAUCAAAUGGGGAAUAUUCACGGUCGAUUUGAGCCGACAAAUUCUACCAAAGAGGCCUUAUUAAUUGGAUCUCAUAUGGAUACUGUCGUUGAUGCUGGGAUGUAUGAUGGAUCUUUGGGUAUUAUUUGUGCAAUCUCAGCACUGAAGGUUUUGAAAGUUACUGGGAAACUCCAGAGGCUAUCGAGACCAGUGGAGGUCAUUGCAUUCAGCGAUGAGGAGGGCGUCAGAUUCCAGACAACUUUUCUGGGAAGCGCUGCUGUAGCUGGUACACUACCUGAAUCAAUUUUACAAGUAUCAGACAAGAGUGGUACUACAGUACAAGAUGUUCUGAAAAUGAAUUCUUUUGAGGCUACCUCUACUGCUAUUAGUCAAGCCAAGUACAACCCAGAGUCUGUGGGGAGUUAUGUCGAGGUACACCUGGAGCAAGGCCCUGUCCUGGAAGCCCUUCGUUAUCCACUUGGUGUUGUAAAAGGAAUUGCAGGACAGACACGAUUAAAGGUAAUAGUAGAUGGUUCGCAAGGGCAUGCUGGCACAGUUCCAAUGAAAUUGCGCCGUGAUCCGAUGGUUGCAGCUGCAGAGCUUGUUGUGACUCUGGAGCGCCUCUGCAAAGAGCCCAACAAGUUGCUGACCUACGACGAGGAGUGCAACUGCUUCACCGAGGAGUCCCUGGCCGGCCUGGUGUGCACCGUCGGCGAGCUGAAUACGUGGCCAAGCGCGAGCAACGUGAUUCCGGGCCAGGUGAACUUCACGGUGGACAUCCGCGCGAUGGACGACCAAGCGAGGGAGACGAUCGUCACGAGCUUCUCGAGGCUGGUUCUCCAGAAAUGCGACGACAGACUGGUCGAUUGCAAAGUCGAGCAUAAGCACUCGGCGGCGGCGACGCACUGUGACCAGGAGCUAACGUCCCAGCUGAAGCGCGCGGCGCGGUCGACCGUGUCGGCGAUGCCGGGGCGCACCGUGGCGGCGGCCGGCGAGACGCCCGUGCUGAUGAGCGGCGCUGGGCACGACGCGAUGGCGAUGGCAUGGCUCACCAAGAUCGGGAUGCUGUUCGUGCGGUGCCGCGGCGGCAUCAGCCACUCGCCGGAGGAGUGUGUGAUGGACGACGACGUGUGGGCCGCGGGGCUCGCGCUGUUCACCUUCAUCGACCAAAACGUUCUGGCGGUGUCGGAAGAAGAACAGGAGGCCGGGCAGAACGCGGUGGCAGAGUCUUGA
This is a messenger RNA of Miscanthus lutarioriparius, 1527 nucleotides long. The record is from the annotation of a GenBank genome assembly. Lineage: Eukaryota; Viridiplantae; Streptophyta; Magnoliopsida; Poales; Poaceae.